UGAUUAAUAAUUUAUAUUUCAUAAUAUUUAUACACUAUUAGUACAUUAAAUAUUAACUCUUAACUCUUUAUAUUUAGCAGUUGAAUUAAUUUCUAAAAUCUCUUAAUCAUCUACGAAAUUCAAUUAAUCUAUAAGGAAAAGAAAGAGAGAAAAGAAUUAUCAAGUCUAUAAAAAAAUUUUGCAUCACAUCGACAUGCGGGUCUUUGACACAUAAAAUGCUCAAACUUGCCAUAGAAGGGUUAUAUGAGAGGGAAAGUGAGGGAGCUGGAAAAACGGUACCAUAUUCUAUUGGCGGAGGCCAAGAAGAGGUACAAGAAUUCAACUUUCUCAGCACUCGAGGAACGUUUUUGAAGCCUUAAAAUUUGGAUUUUGAGCUACACUCGUGUGCAUCAUCUGACUUUGACUCAAUCAAACAACAUAAACUAUUGUUUGAUUGUUGAGAAAUGAAUGGCAAAAACGUGUUAGUAAGCAACCUGACCUGAACCACCUCUUUUUCCUCUCAUUUUCUCAUUCUAAUUCUAUUCAUUUCCACUGUUUUUCUGGGUUCUAGAAGCUGUGAUAUAGUACUUUUUUACUUCGAUUCUUGAGUCGGAUCUUAAUCAUUUAUUGCUAAUUUAAAGAGAGAAAUGACGACGAGAAGUGCAAGUGCAUGUUUGUAUUUGCAGUGUUAUUAACUUGUUGCUUUUGCCAAGUUUUGAUCUCAGUUUCUUUGGAUUCUUAUUAACUAUGACAAUGGAAGUUUCCAGUUCGAAAGAUAGUUCAGUAGCUUCAAGUCCUUUUUCUUCACCCAAUGUCAGUUGCCUACUCAAGAUUAGGAUUAUUUCAUGGAGCCAAGAAACCGGAUUGCCUGUUUCGAUGCGUGUUCGAGUUGGUCAAAGAACCUUCUGCCUGCAUAAGGAUCCAUUGUUCUCAAAGAGUGGUUACUUUCAUAAGAGAUUGACUGAAUCAAAUGAGCUUGAUCUACCACAAGAUUUCCCUGGAGGACCAGAAACAUUUGAGAUGAUUGCAUUAUUCAUCUAUGGUUCCACCACAUUGGUUGAUCCUUGUAAUGUAGCAGCCCUCAGGUGUGCAGCAGAAUUUCUUGAAAUGACAGAAGAAUACUGCAUUGGCAACCUUUGUGAGCGUUUCGAUCUCUAUUUGAACCAAGUGGUUUUGCAAAGUUGGGAUGAUACACUGAUUGUUCUCCAGAAAUGCCAAAUGUUACUUCCCUGGUCUGAGGAGCUGCUGAUUGUGAGCCGCUGCAUUGAAUCCCUGGCCUUCAUGGCCUGCAUGGAGAUUCUUGAUCCAGAGAGGAGAAGGGACGAACCAGUUGUUACAAUAGAGGCAUUGGCUGGUGAAGCUUGGAGCUGUGAAACUGUGAAAGCAAUCGCAAGCAAGGACCUAUGGAUCAAAGAUCUCAUAGCUCUACCAUUUGGAUUCUUCAAAAGGAUAAUUGGAUCCUUAAGAAGGCAAGGAAUGAAAGAAAAAUAUGUGACUCCCAUCAUUGUCUUCUACGCAAAUAAAUGGGUACUCUCCAAGAAGACACGCCAAUUUUGGGAGAACCCAGGCGAGAAAAUCGGUGACAGUGACACAAACAACAAGGUUUCUGUCAUUUUACAAGGGAUUCUAGAUUUACUGCCCAUAGGGGAGAAGGCCAGCAGGGCUAUUCCUGUUGGAUUUUACUUUGCAUUACUGUCUAGAUCCUUAGAAUUUGGUUUGAGAAGUGACAGCAAAGUGAAAUUGCAAGAUCAGAUCGCAUCUAUGUUGCACUUUGCCCAAGUGGAAGAUUUUCUCCUUCCACAGAUUGGAACAGAGUCCUUUUCUUCAAGCAAGGAGUUGGCUACGAUGAAGAGUAUAUUCUCUACUUUUGCAUCAUUUAACAUGGACACCAACCCUACCCCUUCAGCAAGCAACUCGAUUGUUGCAGAAUUAUGGGACACAUUCCUCGUCCAGAUAGCUUCCGAUCCAGAAAUGGAGCCUAAAAAGUUCAUGGAACUGGUUGAAUUAUUACCAAUAUCUUGCCGUCAGAGUCAUGAUCAGCUUUAUAGAGCAAUGAAUAGUUUCCUACUGGCACAUAGAGAUAUAACUCAAGAUGAGAAGGGAUCAGUCUGCAAAUACCUCAACUGCCAAAAGCUUUCACAAGAGGCAUGUAUAGAAGCGGUUCAAAAUGAGUUGAUGCCACUGCGUUUGAUAGUCCAGGCUCUGUUUGUUCAACAGCUGAACACCCACCAAGCUUUUAAAGAAUGCUCCGACUCAUUUAGGUUCACAGGACAGUUCUCUGGAAGCUUAUCCAGCUCAAGGUGUCCAAACUCAAAUAGCCUAAAUCUAGGAGAAAGCCCCUACAAGGAUGGAGCAGGGACAGACAGCAAACCUUUGAGCUUGUUCCUACGAAAUGACCUUGCCAUGGAGAGGAGCUACGAAUCGACAAGCUUCAGAAUUCAGAACCUUGAACAAGAGCUCAUGUCCUUGAAGAAGAGCCUUCAAUGGCAUAACAUGUCAAAGAAAACAGAUUCAACUCCAAACAAAUCACAGAGUAUGAAACCUUAUGGCAUAGAAAGCAGAUUAGUAAGCAGGAGAAGGAACCCUCUUGGACAAGUAACAGGUUGCAUGGGUUCCCUGAAUUUUGCUUCACAAAGAAAAUAUGCUAGCAGGCUUAUUAAGAUCUUUCGUAGAUUUUCAUUAUUUGGGAUUAAAAAACUAAAGAGAGAGCCUGGAGCUAGUGGCAUAGUCGCCAAGUCAAUCUAGCAGAUUAAAAUGUACGGAAAAGAACAGUAUAAAUCAGACUCUUUGCUUUCAUCAUUCACACCCUGUCCAUAAGAAUCAAGAACAAUUUAUGUCCCAACA
Messenger RNA from Durio zibethinus, 2823 nucleotides. RefSeq names its product BTB/POZ domain-containing protein At5g48130-like. Gene Ontology annotation, molecular function: protein binding. The record is from RefSeq and is a predicted model, not a curated record. Lineage: Eukaryota; Viridiplantae; Streptophyta; Magnoliopsida; Malvales; Malvaceae.